Molecule: messenger RNA, 2772 nt
Organism: Hemibagrus wyckioides
Lineage: Eukaryota; Metazoa; Chordata; Actinopteri; Siluriformes; Bagridae
Product: tribbles homolog 2-like
Exons: 3
Coding region: 1827-2696 (289 amino acids)
Biological process (GO): regulation of MAP kinase activity; positive regulation of proteasomal ubiquitin-dependent protein catabolic process; protein phosphorylation
Cellular component (GO): nucleus
Molecular function (GO): mitogen-activated protein kinase kinase binding; ATP binding; protein kinase activity
Source: RefSeq, a predicted model, not a curated record
ACACUCCUGCUGAAAAAUCCAGCUUAGUCUGACCACCUGCCAGCUACCAAGACAUCAACAAAGCUGGUCAAACUGGUGGAUGAUUUGCCAGUUGGUACGUGACUGUCUCUGAAUCUGUCAGUAAUAAUUUAAGUCGUAAGGCAAUUAAAAAACUUUUCUUGAAGAAUUUAUUUUCUAGCUGGUAAAGAAGGUCCACCAGUUUAACUAGCUUGGCUAUUUUACGUUCCACAACUGCCAGUCAUGACAUAUCGUUUAAUAUUUUAAGUAAUACUUGUUUUAGUAUUCAGUGUGACAGUAAUUUAUACCUCAUGCUAAGGAGCAUGCUGUGUCUAAUUCAUUUUGAAUCCUUUUAAUAACAUUAGUAAAUAACAUUACUGUUGUAUCUUACUCCCCCACACUUUUUAUAAUUACACUGAUCAGGCAUAACAUUAUAACCACCUGCUUAAUAUUGUGUUGGUCCCUCUUUUGCUGCCAAAACAGCCCCGACCCAUUGAGGCAUGGACUCCACUAGAUCCCUGAAGAUGUGCUGUGGUAUCUGGCACCAGGAUGUUGGCAGCAGAUCCUUUAGGUCCUGUAAAUUGUGAGGUGGGGCCUCCAUGGAUCAGACUUGUUUGUUCAGCCAUCCCACAGAUGCUCAAUUGAAUUAAGAUCUUGGGAAUUUGAAGACCAAAUCAACACCUCAAAUUCGUUGUUGUGCUCAUCAAACCAUUCCUGAACCAUUUUUGCUUUGUGGCAUGGCACAUUAUCCUGCUGAAAGAGGCCACAGCCAUCGUGGAAUACCGUUUCCAUGAAAGGGUGUACAUGGUCUGCAACAAUGCUUAGGUAGGUGGUACAUGUCAAAGUAACAUCCACAUGGAUGGCAGGGUUUCCCAGCACAACAUUGCCCAAAACAUGACACUGCCUCCGCUGGCUCGCUUUCUUCCCAUAGCGCAACCUGGUGCUAUGUGUUCCCCAGGUAAGCGAGGCACACGCACCCAGCCAAAUUGUGAUUCAUCAGAGCAGGCCACCUUCUUCCAUUGCUCCGUGGUCCAGUUCUGAUGCUCACGUGCCCAUUGUUGCCACUUUCGGCAGUGCACAGGGGUUAGCAAGGGCACCUUGACUGGUCUGUGGUUAUGCAGCCCCAUAUGCAACAAAUUGUGAUGCAUUGUGUAUUCUGACACCUUUCUAUCAGAACCAGCAUUAACGUCUUCAGCAAUUUGAACAACAGUAGCUCGUCUGUUGGCUCGGACCACACAGUCUUUUUUCCCCACGUGCAUCAGUGAGCCUUGGCCGUCCAUGACUCUGUCACCAGUUCACCACUGUUCCUUCCUUGGACCACUUUUGAUAGAUACUGACCACUGCAGACUGGGAACACCCUACAAGAGCCAACCCAGUCUCAUGCCAUUACAUGCUGGCCAUCACAAUUUGGCCCUUGUCAAACUCGAACACAUCAACUUUGAGGACAACUUGCUGCCUAAUAUCCCACCCACUAACAGGUGCCACGAUGAGGAGAUAAUCAGUGUUAUUCACUUCACCUGUUGGUGCUCAUAAUGUUAUGCCUGUUCGGAGUAUAAUGUUAUUUAUUCUGCGCAACAUAAUAUUUACUGACUAUAUAAAGUGUGUCAUUUACUUUAUAUGUCCAGAAUUAUGUCCUUAAAUUACAGUUGAUAUACACCGUACAAUAGUUUAUUAGUUUUCCAUGCUGUUGUUGUUGUUUUUUUAUAUUAUAACUCAGAGAUAUUUUGGUUUAAUAUUAAUGUUCCACGGGCGGUUUAACGACUUCUUCUCCUGCACGAGUACGCAAUCAUUUAGGAGUUUCUUUGCAUUUUAUUAUUGACUCGAACGAAAUGCUUUCUUCUUUUUCUUCCACGAAAGCGUCCGGUGGUUCACAUUAUAUCAUCGUCGGUAAAAAUGUGCUGCAUAAGAAAGUAGCGCAAAAUGUGUUUAAAGCUUCCAGCCUGCACAGCGGCAAACAUCUGCUCUGUAAGGUUUUUCCUAUUACUAGAUAUGCCCAGGCCCUGGCUGUGUACACUCAUCUUCCUGCUCAUCCCCACCUACACUAUCCAUCUGAAAUCAUCCUUGGACACUCUAUAGCUUACAUCUUCUUUGAACAUACAUUUGGCAAUAUGUACAGACAUGUUCAGUCCUCACAAGGCUUGUGUGAAGAUGAAGCUUUGAGGCUCUUUCAUCAAAUAGUCUCUGCUGUGGCACAUUGUCACAAUAAUGGUGUGGUUCUGCCUAGACUGAAAAUGAAGAAUUUCGCUUUUAAAAAUGAAGAGCGAACUGAGUUGGCACUGUGCACCCUUAAAGAUGUAUAUAUUAUAGAAAAGGAUGAUAUAAUAUCUGGCAUGCACAGCUGUCCAGUCUAUAUCAGUCCAGAGAGCCUACAGCCAGGGAGCUUAUACUCAGGAAAAGCAUCAAAUGUAUGGAUUCUUGGAGUUAUGUUGUAUACUAUUCUGGUCGGAUGUCAUCCUUUUACGCACACAAACCUCACAGAGCUGUACAGAAGGAUCCAGAAGUGCAAAUUUAAUCUUCCAGAGCUUCUAACGCCUAAAGCCAAGUGUCUCAUAAGUAGCAUCCUUCGACCAGACCCUGCAGAGCGGCUAACAGCGGAAGAAAUCUUGUCCCAUCCUUGGUUUUCCUCCACCAGCUACUCUCAGUAUAUGUGGACGAAAAUGUUCUACAAAGAGAAGGAUCAAGAAGUUCCAUCUUUAUAGCAUAUUAUCAGAAACUAAUUACCUUGUUUGGACUAUAAAGAAUUUCUUCAUAUCUUCCUAGUACAUAACUUAGGGU